GAAACACCCCUAAACCUGUGUCAGGGAAAAAGGGAGGAAACGUCACACUGACAUGUAAAUUUGGGGACAAUAAGACUUUUUAUAUUGAGUUAUUCAGUCUGUCAGAACAUAUUGAUGUGUGUCAGACUGAAGAAUGUAGUGGACGAGCAUUUAAAGAAGGAAACUGUUCAGUCGUCAUUAAGGAUCUGAGAUUUAGUGACGCUGGAAAAUAUAUUUUGAGAGUCCAUUACAAUAAUGAUCAGACAGAGCUGAAGCGACAAAAGGAGUGGACGUACCAACUUCAUAUUCAUGAUGAGAUUACUGUGAAAACAGGCAAGCCGCUAAAGUUGCAUGUUCUGUUGUCUAAUGCUGAUAAAGUGGAGAAAAACUCUAGUGGAGAGUGGAGGGAGGUUUGGAACAGAACUGAUGGGGUUCAGAGCGAUCGAAUGAAUGACACUAAUGGAACCCUGAGCAUUAAAGCGUUUACAGCCAGUGAUGCUGGAACAUACAGAGUUCUGGAUUCAGAAGAAAAAACACUGAUCACAGUGACAGUCACAAUCACUGAAUCAGGUACAGAAUCAAAGGACAAACUGGACGACACAGAUAAAGGCAAAACUAACGGCACUGAACAACAGAAGAAUUUGAUUGUGCCAGUUGUAGUGUGUUUGGUGAUUCUGGUGGUUCUGAUUGUGAUUUCUGUCAUCAUAUGGCGACGUCAGCACAGAGAUCACAUACAGGUUCCAGUACAGGAGAAUACAGAGCCCCCACAGGAACUGGAGGAACUAUAAUGAUCUUCACUGAACGUGACUCAACUGCACAGGAGCCCUGAACACGUGAUACAAAUUACAACAUUACUUAUGUAAUUUGCAUUCA
This is a messenger RNA of Sinocyclocheilus rhinocerous, 852 nucleotides long. RefSeq lists its product as uncharacterized. Gene Ontology annotation, biological process: T cell costimulation; negative regulation of T cell proliferation; positive regulation of T cell proliferation. Gene Ontology annotation, cellular component: external side of plasma membrane. The annotation marks the transcript as partial. The transcript has 4 exons. Lineage: Eukaryota; Metazoa; Chordata; Actinopteri; Cypriniformes; Cyprinidae. The record is from RefSeq and is a predicted model, not a curated record.